AUGUCUAACUCAAAAACUCAAACCCAAACCAGAUCUCUCAAGAAGCCUUACCACCAAAACCAAAACUCGAGAUCAAGACCAACCACUACAUCCCCAGAACCUGGUACCACUAAAAAGACAACAGCUCCUUCACCAUCAAACACUAAAGAAAAAACAACAACUAGUGCGGGCUCUUCCAACCCUGUACAUACCCCAGUUUCUAAACCAUCAGCUGCUCGUGGCGGAUGGGCGGCAGUUGUUAGAGGUGGCCCAGCUUCUCUGAAUCCAUGGUCAUCUGGUGCCUCAAAAAAACAAACAUCCUCAUCAUUAUCAUCAUCAUCAUCGACAACGGCAACAAUUGCAACAGCUACAAAUCCUUUACCUCCUACCUCUGCUUCUUCUUCAUCUCCAAAAAUCCCUGCAAACAAACCUAGUGCACCUCCUUCCCAAGGGAAGCCUAUCGCCGCUGAUGAGGCACACCUUAACAAUUUCAAUUCGGAAGAAGUAUCCAAGUACUUGCAAUCUCAAUUUUCGAAAUAUGCUACCCUUGCAAAAGAUCGUAAAAACAGCGAAGUGGUAAGGGUUUACAAGGCACAGGAAUCAGGAUGGGGAAGGAUUGGUGGCGGUGGUAAGAAAGGCAGCAAGAGUACUGAGGAAAGUAGCAUGAUUGUUGGUGUUUUGAAUGAAAUUGCAAAGGGUUUGUGA
Messenger RNA from Saccharomycopsis crataegensis, 684 nucleotides. RefSeq lists its product as uncharacterized. The transcript has a single exon. Bases 1 to 684 code for a protein of 227 amino acids. The record is from RefSeq and is a predicted model, not a curated record. NCBI's taxonomy places the organism in Eukaryota, Fungi, Ascomycota, Saccharomycetes, Ascoideales, Saccharomycopsidaceae.